AUGAACCACCAGCAGCAGCAGCAGCAGCAGCAGCAGCAGCAGCAGAAAGCGGGCGAGCAGCAGCUCAGCGAGCCCGAGGACAUGGAGAUGGAAGCUGGAGAUACAGAUGACCCACCGAGAAUUACCCAAAACCCUGUUAUCAACGGGAAUGUGGCCAUGAGUGACGGGCACAGUAACACGGAGGAGGACAUGGAGGACGACACGAGUUGGCGCUCCGAGGCAACCUUUCAGUUCACUGUCGAGCGCUUCAGCAGACUGAGUGAGUCGGUCCUUAGCCCUCCGUGUUUUGUGCGAAAUCUGCCGUGGAAGAUUAUGGUGAUGCCACGCUUUUAUCCAGACAGACCACACCAAAAAAGCGUAGGAUUCUUUCUCCAGUGCAAUGCUGAAUCUGAUUCCACGUCCUGGUCCUGCCAUGCGCAGGCGGUGCUGAAGAUCAUCAACUACAGAGACGACGAGAAAUCCUUCAGCCGGCGCAUCAGCCACUUGUUCUUCCACAAGGAGAACGACUGGGGCUUUUCCAAUUUCAUGGCCUGGAGUGAAGUGACUGAUCCUGAGAAAGGAUUUAUUGAUGAUGACAAAGUUACGUUUGAAGUCUUUGUGCAGGCGGAUGCCCCCCAUGGAGUUGCGUGGGACUCAAAGAAGCACACGGGCUACGUCGGCUUAAAGAAUCAGGGAGCGACUUGCUACAUGAACAGCCUGCUGCAGACUUUAUUUUUCACAAACCAGCUACGCAAGGCUGUGUACAUGAUGCCAACAGAGGGCGACGAUUCAUCCAAAAGUGUCCCUUUAGCGUUGCAGAGAGUGUUCUACGAGUUACAGCACAGCGAUAAGCCCGUAGGAACAAAGAAGCUGACCAAGUCAUUCGGGUGGGAAACGUUAGAUAGCUUCAUGCAACACGAUGUUCAAGAGCUCUGUCGAGUGUUGCUUGAUAAUGUGGAAAACAAGAUGAAAGGCACGUGUGUAGAAGGCACCAUACCUAAAUUAUUCAGAGGCAAGAUGGUGUCUUACAUCCAGUGUAAAGAGGUAGACUACCGGUCCGAUAGAAGAGAAGAUUAUUACGACAUCCAGCUAAGCAUAAAAGGGAAGAAAAACAUAUUUGAAUCAUUUGUGGACUAUGUGGCGGUAGAACAGCUGGACGGUGACAAUAAAUACGACGCCGGAGAGCACGGCCUGCAGGAGGCAGAAAAAGGAGUGAAAUUCCUGACAUUGCCACCAGUGUUACAUCUGCAACUGAUGCGAUUUAUGUAUGAUCCUCAGACGGACCAAAACAUCAAGAUCAAUGAUAGGUUUGAAUUUCCUGAACAGUUACCACUUGAUGAAUUUUUGCAAAAAACUGAUCCUAAAGACCCUGCAAAUUACAUUCUUCAUGCGGUCCUGGUUCACAGUGGAGAUAAUCAUGGUGGACAUUAUGUGGUUUAUCUCAACCCCAAAGGGGAUGGCAAAUGGUGUAAGUUUGACGACGACGUGGUGUCCAGGUGCACGAAGGAGGAGGCCAUCGAGCACAACUACGGAGGCCACGACGACGACCUGUCCGUGCGGCACUGCACCAACGCCUACAUGCUGGUCUACAUCCGCGAGUCUAAGCUCAGUGAGGUGUUACAAGCUGUCACCGACCAGGACAUCCCUCAGCAGUUGGUGGAACGAUUGCAGGAGGAGAAGAGGAUUGAAGCGCAGAAGCGGAAGGAGCGGCAGGAGGCCCAUCUCUACAUGCAAGUGCAGAUCGUCGCAGAGGACCAGUUUUGUGGCCAUCAAGGGAACGAUAUGUAUGAUGAAGAAAAAGUGAGAUACACUGUGUUCAAAGUGCUGAAAAACUCCUCGCUUUCGGAGUUUGUCCAGAACCUCUCUCAGACCAUGGGGUUCCCGCAAGAUCAGAUUCGGUUGUGGCCCAUGCAGGCGAGGAGCAACGGCACCAAGCGGCCGGCCAUGCUGGACAACGAGGCCGACGGCAGCAAGACGAUGAUUGAGCUCAGUGAUAAUGAAAACCCCUGGACGAUAUUCCUGGAAACAGUUGAUCCGGAGCUAGCUGCUAGUGGAGCCACGCUACCCAAGUUUGAUAAAGAUCAUGAUGUGAUGUUAUUUUUGAAGAUGUACGAUCCCAAAACACGGAGCUUGAAUUACUGUGGGCAUAUCUACACACCAAUAUCCUGUAAAAUACGUGACUUGCUCCCGGUUAUGUGUGACAGAGCAGGAUUUAUCCAGGAUACUAGCCUUAUCCUCUAUGAGGAAGUUAAACCGAAUUUAACAGAGAGAAUUCAGGACUAUGAUGUGUCUCUUGACAAAGCCCUUGAUGAGCUAAUGGAUGGUGACAUUAUAGUGUUUCAGAAGGAUGACCCCGAAAAUGAUAAUAGUGAAUUGCCCACUGCAAAGGAAUACUUCCGGGACCUCUACCACCGUGUCGAUGUGAUUUUCUGUGAUAAAACGAUCCCCAACGAUCCUGGAUUCGUGGUGACACUGUCAAAUAGGAUGAAUUAUUUCCAGGUAGCAAAGACGGUCGCUCAGAGGCUCAACACCGACCCGAUGCUGCUGCAGUUCUUCAAGUCUCAAGGUUACAGGGAUGGCCCAGGUAAUCCUCUUAGGCAUAAUUAUGAAGGUACUUUAAGAGAUCUGCUGCAGUUCUUCAAGCCCAGACAACCUAAGAAACUGUACUACCAGCAGCUUAAGAUGAAAAUCACAGACUUUGAGAACAGGCGAAGUUUUAAGUGUAUAUGGUUAAACAGCCAGUUUAGGGAAGAGGAAAUAACACUAUAUCCAGACAAGCAUGGGUGUGUCCGGGACCUGUUAGAGGAAUGUAAAAAGGCUGUGGAGCUCGGCGAAAAAGCAUCAGGGAAACUUAGGCUGCUAGAAAUUGUAAGCUACAAAAUUAUUGGUGUGCAUCAAGAAGAUGAACUAUUAGAAUGUUUAUCUCCUGCAACGAGUCGAACGUUUCGAAUAGAGGAAAUACCUUUGGACCAGGUAGAUAUCGACAAGGAGAACGAGAUGCUCAUCACGGUGGCUCAUUUCCACAAGGAGGUGUUUGGGACGUUUGGGAUCCCGUUCUUGCUGAGGAUACACCAGGGCGAGCAUUUCAGAGAAGUGAUGAAGCGGAUUCAGAGUCUGCUGGACAUCCAGGAAAAGGAGUUUGAAAAGUUUAAAUUUGCAAUUGUGAUGAUGGGCCGACAUCAGUACAUAAACGAAGAUGAGUAUGAAGUAAACUUGAAAGACUUUGAACCUCAGCCUGGUAACAUGUCUCACCCUCGGCCGUGGCUCGGGCUCGACCACUUCAACAAAGCCCCGAAGAGGAGUCGCUACACAUACCUUGAAAAGGCCAUCAAAAUCCAUAACUGA
Molecule: messenger RNA, 3324 nt
Organism: Rangifer tarandus platyrhynchus (Svalbard reindeer)
Lineage: Eukaryota; Metazoa; Chordata; Mammalia; Artiodactyla; Cervidae
Source: the annotation of a GenBank genome assembly